CAGACAGCCGAUGAAAAUGAAACUUCGUUUGAAGUUAGGUCGGGAGACGAAAGUUCGAGAAUUAGAUGAAACAUGUUUGGUUUCAAGCAUAUAUGUCGUAGUUUGUGAAAUAUUUCCACAACUAAAAUGUGAUUUUACGCUAAGUCUUAAUAAGAAAGAUACUUUGGAAGUGGACAAAACUCUGGUUAGCCACGGAAUUGUGUCUGGUGAUCUCGUCUAUGUAGUAACUUCAGGGGAUGUAGAUAAUGUGGCACCUGUUUGUAAACCUCAACUUUUGUCUAAGGAAUGGUCAGAUUCAGUGCAGCAGACAUCAAGAGUAGGUAGUCAAGGUAAUGUAACUCAGACUGUGCGCACUGGAGCAGCAUCUGCUUCUCAUUCCUCUCAUGCAAAGACUGAAUCCAGACAUGUCAGUGCUGCACAGCUGUCUCAUGAAUGCUCAAAUUCUGAUAAAGUGGACACUCCUACAAGUCUUGACCAGUAUUCAGCAUCCAACGCAUCAGAGAUGACUUCUAAUGGUCAGGUGAUUUCAGAAAUGGACACAGAGGAACAAAUAACAGAUUCCACAGUUGAAAAAAUAGAUCUGACUUUGGUCAAUAGAUAUUUGAAUGAACCCAUGUUGUGUCGAGAGAGUUAUGGACAUAUUGUGCCAGCUGUGCUAAGUGAUAUGUAUCAGAAUGCUGGGAUCACAUGCUCUGCUGAGGCUAUGUGUACCGUCCUACAUGUCCUUAUGCUGGAGACUGGCUACACUACUGUAGAUGAGAAGUUCUAUGCUGCCACAAGUUCAACAAAUGAUCAACCGGCCUCUCAGACAAAUCCAGAUAACAGUACUUUACCUACAAGUUGUGAUGCUGAUAGUCCCUUAAUUGAGAGAGGUAUGCCAGGUGGAUGGCGAGACAAGCCAGGCCAGUACUGCCUAUACUACAAGCAUGUACAGCCCAGCUGUACAGAGCAGAGUUUUGUUUUAACCUGUUUUCCUAUGGGAUCAGUGCUGGUGGUACAUGGACAUCUGCAAGGAAAUGAAGACAACUGGUCAUGUUGUUUAAACCUCAACACAAAGGAAUUCAUCAAAAAAACAUCACCUCAAGGAGCUGGUGAUUGCUACCAAAACCUGGGGAAAUUAUCUCGUGUGUUCAAGGAUGCUAUAGCAUUGCCCAUGCUCCAACACUACAGAACAGGACAAAGAUUACCUCCAUUUUAUGGGAUAUUUGCUGUCAGUCAUGAAGUGAAGCUGAAGAUCUUAGGAAUGUUGGAUGUUGUGGGUUUGCUUAAUAUGUCAGAGACUUGUAAGGAGUUCAGUCAAUUGUGCAAGGACAGAUACCUCUGGAGACAUGUUUACCUAAAGGACUUUGGCAAUCGAAAUAACAACACUUUGGCACAAGAUUGGUGCAGGCUGUACAAACAAGAGUAUCGACUAAGGAAGGAACGCAGACGAAUAUGGAAGAGGAAUCCAGUGCCGAUGUUCGGUCCUCCGGUGCUUCCUUCCUUUGGAUUACCUCCCCCUGGACCUUUCCACCCUGGCAUUCUUAACGGGGAUCAUGACCUUGAUCCAGUUUUUGGCCAUUAUGAUCGAAGGCUGAUGCCUCACUCCUUGAUAGAACAGCGAAGCCAGCCAAGCAGUGCCCUAUUCCAGCCAAGGUUUGACCCUGUUGGGCCUUUGCCUGGUCACAAUCUCCAACCAGGAAGAGGCAAUGGCCUUCGAGACAGAAGAGGACCAUUUGGCGGAGGGUUAGGUGGACGGCGGAUGUUCUAGUGAACAAGUGGUUGAAAACUUUGUGUUGGAAGACUUUGCUAUGAUAUGGUGUACCUGUUACAGUACAGCAAUAUGGUCACAUGAUCAAAGUCAUGACCAGUAACUGACUCAACACCAGUCUGAUGAAGUCAGAGGACUCUGCUGAAAUAUCUAUUGGUCGUAAUUCAAAUUCUUUUGCAAGAUAUUUCAAUUGUAUUCAGAAUGUGAAAUGAACAUUUCUGGUUUUACCAAAAGCAAUAUUUCAAUGUGAACAUGUCACCAACAUUGUGAAUGUCUUAUCUUCAGAUAGACAAGAUUAGAUAUUUCACUUUAAACUUGUUGUCUCAAUAUUGCGUGAGUGGAAAUUCUGUUUGAGUCGAAAUAACAAAGUCCCAACUAUUCUCCUUCUUCAUUAAUUCGGAUGACACAAAUUUCAUUGAGAAGAAAUUUUGGGAUUUAUCAGUCCUUUACUUGUAAAGCAACAUAAAAGUCAUUCAUUGUCUCGAAAUGAUUAUUGUCAAAACAUCAGCAUGUCUUCUGAAGAAAUCACAACACCUACAUGAAUACCUCUUGCAUGUCACCUGUGUGUAACACAUGGCUAAUUAUCUGGUAUCGGUUAAGGUACACACAACACUUGGUCUCUGACAAUUAAUUACCAGAUUAAUUAUUCAAGUGUUGGCUUCUUAAUUAGUGUCACUAUCCUUGGCAAUGACUUACCUUUAUGUUAAGCAAGUAGCAUGUUUACACAAGACAUGAAUACAGUUAGCUUUGUAGCAUGCAUCUUUAGUAAUGAUAAAAACAAAAUCGUUUAACCAUUAGACUUUUCGACAAAAUACAGUCCCCACAAUUCCAAGACAAAAUAACAGAUUAUGUCCGAUUUGUAGAAGAAAUCUAUUUGUUUCUGUUUAUUUACUGCUAUUUCAAAUAACAGAUUAAAUUACAGGGUGAUAAACUGUUUGUACCAUGGAGUAUUUUGCAUUCGUAGUCAACAUCAAUUUUUUUGUCAAAAUUUUUUCCACAGUCUCGUUAAUUGUCAGAUAACAAGUUUCAGCUGUAUUAUGAAUGAAAGAAGUCAUUCAUCAAUGUAUUAAUGAGACAGAUAUUUAUUUCUAUAAUUUAUUUUGAAGUACAUAGAUAAAACGAUGUAAUUAAACAUUAACAAUUGAUAGAUAAUAAAUACUGUUUUGUGAUACAGGUAUCAGUUAACAAUAAAGUUAUCUACAUGUAAUGAAGA
Molecule: messenger RNA, 2963 nt
Organism: Ylistrum balloti
Lineage: Eukaryota; Metazoa; Mollusca; Bivalvia; Pectinida; Pectinidae
Product: F-box only protein 7-like
Exons: 10
Coding region: 11-1750 (579 amino acids)
Biological process (GO): positive regulation of autophagy of mitochondrion; autophagy of mitochondrion
Molecular function (GO): protein kinase binding
Source: RefSeq, a predicted model, not a curated record